AUGGGGAAGCUUAGAAAAGGCAAAAGAAACCAAAAGGCCAGACUAAAUCCACUAACACUGAAUUCUCAACAAGAAAAGAAGAAAGAUGAAGCAACAAGGCAAUCGAAAAUUUUACCACUAUUAAAUAAAUUACGUUCUACUGUACCCAAUGACAAGUCCAUGGCUCUUGGAGCCAUUACUGUUUUGGCCGAGGAUCAACGUAUGAGGCAACUUUUGCUUAAAGAAAGGCUUGUACAAAUUGUCAUGGAGACUUGUCUUAACGAUUCCAAUGACGAAACUACAGUUGAAGCGUUUGGAUUACUACGUAAUUUGGGAAUUGAAGAAGGACGCGAUGUAGCCAAGCACCUUUGGAGGCAGGGAAUUUGGACAACUAUUGAGAAUGCGUUGAACAAGAUCAAUGAGUCGUUUAACUUUCUACGAGAAAGUGAUACUUUAAUCAAGGAUAAGUCGAAAGUACAGCUUUUAUACGAUUUCUGUGAGAAUAUUUUGAGUCUAGUAGUAGUUUUAGCAAGUGGUGAUGAACAAUUGUACGCAGCGGUAUUUGCCAAAAUCGAUCCAGUUCUAGAAUUGAUAUUAAAGCUUGUUGAAGACCAUAUUAGCGGCAAACUUAAGUUAUCAAGUAAAUUGUUUAAUACCUUGUUGGAGUUUUUGUAUGAGUUUUCUAUUGAAUCUGGAGAGUUUAUUGAGAAAUUAAGUGCUUAUAAAAAGUGGGAUGAUUUGAGCUCAUUUGUUGAAAAUUGCGAUAGCGAUUUGGCCAAGGUUUACCUUGAGGGGAUAAAGAUUAGUAAUUACGAAGUAUUAUCAACUCGGCGUGACAAUAAGCAAAUGGAAUCAUGCACAAUUUUGGGUAAUAUUUAUCGCAUAUUGACUAGUAUAGAUUUGGAGCAACUAAUCAAGCGGUUAGAUAUUGUUGACAAAACAAAUAUGCAAGUUGAGACUAUAGAUAAACAUUCCGAUUCAAUUGAAAAAGAGCUGGUGUCCAACGAAGUACGAACCAAGCUUUCAGCUAUUGAAAAUGGGUUAGCAAUUAUCACGUCUAUUUUGGAAUUCAUGUCAGUUAAUGAAGAGGAGCCAGAAGAACCAAUCAGAUUGACUGAAAAUAUAGAGAAUGUAUUGCUCAACGAAAUUGAACCGAUGUUGACGGUGUUGUUAGAAACAGUUUUGCAAGAACCAAGAUUGAAUUUACAAGACCAAGUACUAGAUGCAUUGAACAAUUUGAGCUGGUUGUUUUUGAGUAAUGAAAAAAUUCCACUAUUGUGGUAUGAAAAGACGCUCAAGAUUUGGGAUUUAGUGAUAACUUUGUUGAAUAGUCACUUUGAAAAAUCUAGUUUAAACAUUAUCUGGGCUAUUAUCAAAUGCCAAGGACCUUUAAUAGUGAAAAAGAUACCUCCUGCAUUAAUCGAAAAGUUGCUAAAGGAAAAUGACGCGAAUUACGAUUUGUUUCCCAGUGUUUUAGGGGUAUUGGGUGCUAUUGCGCCCCUGAUUGAAAACACAGAGACAACAUAUCACAUAUCGCAGUUUUUAUUGACAUCGAUUACCAAGGCAUGCGAAGAUGUAAAAAAUCCAAUACGCCUAGAAAUAAUUAUUGAAUCACUCAAUUCCUUGUAUGAUAUAUUUGGAGAUAAGGAUUUUGCCUAUGAUUUUGAAAUUUUUGUUGACAAGAACUACUUGGCAAAGCUUAAAGCAAUUGAGCCCUGUGUGAGAGAUGUUUGUAAAAAAAUCGACAAGAAUAAGGACCCUCUAAUGAAGUUGAGAAUGGAGGAAACAUGGAAUAAUCUCAAAGGGUUUAUUGCUUACAAAGCUAGUGAAAGAGGUUGA
Lodderomyces oxycetoniae is the source of this 1818-nucleotide messenger RNA. RefSeq lists its product as uncharacterized. Lineage: Eukaryota; Fungi; Ascomycota; Pichiomycetes; Serinales; Debaryomycetaceae. Gene Ontology annotation, biological process: ribosomal large subunit biogenesis; protein import into nucleus. Bases 1 to 1818 code for a protein of 605 amino acids. The record is from RefSeq and is a predicted model, not a curated record. The transcript has a single exon.